Molecule: messenger RNA, 1983 nt
Organism: Penicillium taxi
Lineage: Eukaryota; Fungi; Ascomycota; Eurotiomycetes; Eurotiales; Aspergillaceae
Exons: 1
Coding region: 1-1983 (660 amino acids)
Source: RefSeq, a predicted model, not a curated record
AUGUCCAGCAAUGGCAUCGCCGCUGGUGAUAGCCAUUGGAACUGGCAAGGACAUCUCCGAAUUGUGCGAGCAGAGCAGGAGCAUGAGCAGGCACAGGCAUUGGCUCAAUCUCACCCAGUUGCCCCAGCGGUUGCGCGAGUAGAGCAGGCAGCACCGCCCAUGGGUUUUGAGAAUUUGAUGGAGCAUUUAACAAAAGAUGUGCGAGAACAUCCGAUAGAUUUAGACGGUUAUUCUGCACAAGAAACCAGCACAAAGACACAAAUCUCCCAGCAGUUGGUGAAGCCCUCAGAUAUUUCUCGUCAGGCGUCAUCUCAGCCACCAGUUGGUCAUUUCUUAGGACCUACUACUACUCCGUAUACGCAUCCACCCACUCAUUUUCGAGCAUCUUUCACUAAGCCGCUGAUGCAUACACCGCCGCCGCAGAUUUCUAAAUUAGUCUCGUCGCAACCAGCGGCGCAAUGGCAGCAGGGGCAACUUCCAAGUCAGAUCCGGAAUCCACAACCUGUGUACUCGCAUCCAUCCCAGAAGCCGCCAUUUGCGUAUCAACUGCCACAUGUGGUAUCUCAAUUGCAUCCUCGCUACAAAUUGCCUGCCCAAAUACCCGUUCCUAGUCCCCUAGUGGGACAGCCUCCAGCGACAACAACAGUUAAGAGCCAUCCCAGUUAUAUGGGCUCCGCGCAGAACUAUCGGAAGAUCAACACACCCAUGGUUGCGCCUCCGGCAUCUAUGCCUCAGCAAGUAGCCAGGCUGCAAGGACCCAAUGUGCAGCGUAGUUCUCCGUCAAAUAAGCGACCAAUUGACCAUGUUUCAGACCGAACGAUCAAGCCAAAAAGAGUGACCCUCAAUCCUAAGGCAUUUAGCAAUCAUCUCAACGGUAUUGAUAUUGUCAAGCCUCUAGAUUUAGAUCGUGCCAUUGGGAGACUCAAUCCUGCCACCAUGGCCCGGGAUAUUUUGAGGGCUGCUGCGAAACAUCCGACCGAAAAACCUCUUAAUGCUCACCUGGACGUUUUGCGCAAAACCAUUUCCGCGGUGGAUUCAAAUUCGGAUCUCGCGACUUUUCGUUGGGAUCUGGUCGACUCUUUUGCACGUGACCCUCGCAACGCACCGCAGUCCCUCAAUCCUCCUCCCCAUAUCCCCAGUCCCAUAUAUAUUUCAUCAGCUUCGUCAUCCCCUCGAUUGAAUCUAAAUCAAGAUUCCACUCCCCUCACAACAAAUAUUUCCUCCGACUUGGCGAGUUCAUCUCAAGCUCCCACCCUGCCUUCACAGUCUACCACAGUAUCAACACCACAGCUUGGACGCAUAUCACCGAAGGUUUCAGUGCCACAAUCCCCAUUACCACAAUCUUCAUUACCCCAAUCUUCAUUACCCCAAUCUGCAUUACCUCAAUCUUCAUUACCCCAAUCUGCAUUACCCCAAUCUGCAUUACCUCAAUCUUCACUACCUCAUUCUUCAUUACCUCAAUAUUCAGUGCCACAGUUAUCACGUCACAAAGUUCCAGUGCCAAAAGUUUCACAGAGACCUUCUACACCAAAGCAACAACCGUCCAAAGCACCCACCACCACCAUCACCACACGUUCUCCCUUGUCGCGACAACCAAUUGUUGACCGGUCUCCACCAAAGAAUAUUCUUGAGUCAAUUGUGAUGAUCCCGACCCCUCCAAAGCAUAGUAUGCCUGUGAAGAAAACAGGUCGCACCCGGAAGGCAGAUAAAAUUCCCGCCGUAGCUUCUCCAAACUACCAAACCUUCGAUUGCCAAUGGAAUGACUGUCCAGCACAACUUCACAAUCUACUCGCACUCGACCAACAUUUGCGCAAGGUUCACCUUAUGAAUGACUUCAUGUGUCGCUGGAAGGACUGUGAAGAUACAGAUGGAAAGGCAUACACUCAAAUGGUUGAGCAUGUCCAAGAGAAGCACCUAAAUUCUCUAGCCUGGACUCUUGGAGAUGGCCCUGUGGUGACUGCUUCUGGUGAGCCUUCAGGAUAA